AUGCUAGAUUCUCACCUUACAGACACUUUGCAUUUGCUCAAAAAAUAACCAUAACACCGAGACAAAGUAGAAUUAGAUCUUUUAGUCUAAUUGACCUAAGAACUACCAUUCUUUAAGUAAUAUUAGAAGCAAGAAGAUGGAGUAAUUAUUCAUCGUGAGUGUUGCAAGCAUAUGAUUAUCGAAAAAUUUCAAGUAAAUGAAGUUGUCUUUCAUGUAGGUAUCAAACCUUAUCUUAUAUAGAUACAAUCGGAACAAAAUUUUAUGUGAUUUUAGAAGGAUAGGUGGAAGUGCUAAUAAGAAGGAGAGGCUUUGAUGAGUUAGAAUAGGUAAGAAUUCUAAGAAAGGGAGAAUCCUUUGGUGAAUUGGCACUUAUUCAUAGGCAACCUAGGUUAGCUACUAUCAGAUGUGUCACCGAUUGUAUUUUUGCUAUUUUGGAUAAAUAAUAAUUUUAAUAGAUAUUACAUUAUGAAUAAAAAAAAAAGAUAGAACAAGUAUUUAUUACUAUAUAUUAGAAUAUUGAUUUCUUUGCAUAAAUUUCUAUUUUUAAUUAACUGAAUCGGACAUAAUUAACAUCAAUAUAUUUAAAUUCUUUUUUAUAUGAAUAUGAGAAGAAUCAAUUAGUAGUUUAAGAAGGAGAAAAAUCCGAUAGUUUUCUUAUAGUUAAAUAAGGACUAUUUUAAGUUAAAAAAUAAAUCAACAAAUCUUAACCCCUAAUUGUAAAUAAUGUCUUUGAUUGUAGCUAUUUGAGAUUGGGGAGAUGUAAAUUUUUGGAUUUUACCAUCUACAUAAUAAAAUCCCUUAUGAGUAUUCCAUAGUUUGUUCAUCUUCCAAAGGCUUGAUAUAUAAAAUAUAAAGAAAUUCAUUAAUUGAAAAAAUUUUUGAAUCAUAUUCAUAAGAUCUAGACAAGCAUAAAAACGAAAUUAAUUUUUAUGCAAAUUUUAAAGUUAGUUAAGAAUAAUCAACACAUAUUAAAUAUCCAAGAUUUUUCUAAAAUAAAACGGAGGUAGAAGAAGAAUAUGAUCUUUAAUUAGAUUAGAAUUUAGCAAAAUUAAAAAAAAGUUAGAAAUUAAAAGUUUUCGAUCAUAAAACAAGAAAUUAAAUAAUACAAUAGAAAAUGGAUAAUUUGAUUGAAAUAUCAAGAAGGAAAAAAAAAGAUUAAUAAAAAACUCCUUAGAUAAAUGGUUUAUUCUAAAUUUUUCUUAAAUCUCAUAGAGGAAUAUAGGAUUCAACUUUAAAUUAAAGAUAAUAAAGUCCUUCUGUUUUAGAAUGCUAAAAUAGAUAGUUUGGAAGCAACAGUCAUUUCGUUUAUUCAGAUGAAGCAUAAAUCAAUUCAUUCAUCACUUACAGAUGUUGUAGUCCUCCUAUUAAAAAUAAUUGUGUUAGACAUAAUAUUUUAAAGACACCAAGUAGUUAAAGAGAAACUAUUAAAUAACCAAAGCAAAACACUUAUAAAUUAAGGAUUUAGUAACAUAAUUACUUAUAAAAUUCUUUUAUUUAUUAAACUUAAAUCAAAUUGAGUCCCAAAAUAACAAAGUUAAACAUUUGCUCAAAUUGA
Molecule: messenger RNA, 1555 nt
Organism: Paramecium sonneborni
Lineage: Eukaryota; Ciliophora; Oligohymenophorea; Peniculida; Parameciidae
Source: the annotation of a GenBank genome assembly